Messenger RNA from Saccostrea echinata, 1317 nucleotides. Its product is annotated as acetylcholine receptor subunit alpha-like. Lineage: Eukaryota; Metazoa; Mollusca; Bivalvia; Ostreida; Ostreidae. The transcript has a single exon. Gene Ontology annotation, biological process: nervous system process; signal transduction; monoatomic ion transmembrane transport. The coding region runs from base 133 to 1317 and encodes 394 amino acids. The record is from RefSeq and is a predicted model, not a curated record. Gene Ontology annotation, cellular component: synapse; neuron projection; membrane. Gene Ontology annotation, molecular function: transmembrane signaling receptor activity; neurotransmitter receptor activity; extracellular ligand-gated monoatomic ion channel activity.
GUUAUCAUUCCUUUCUGGUAUUUAUAUGCCGUGAGUAAAUGUAUAUGGAUUGAAAAGAGCAUCGAACGAGGUGUUUCCUGACAGAAAUUGCGUCGAAUUAUAAUUAUAAACUAAUUAAACUUUAGUGGCAUAAUGGAUAUCAUAAAAGGUUUUGUAAUAAUUCAGGCAAUGUUCAGUGGAAUUUGCACAGAAUCCUUUGAAGACCAUCUUUUCAAAAACUACACUACCCUUGCAAAACCUCGACGAAAUCAGAGCGAACUUGUGGAAGUAAACGUUUCAAUGGUUAUCAAAACUGUUCUCAAAGUGGACGAACGAUUCCAAUUUAUCUCAUUUUAUGGAUGGUUUAAUGUCCAGUGGAAGGACGAAUUUCUGACAUGGGAUGCCAAUAAACAACCGGGGAUCAAAAGAAUCAACGUUCCUUAUAAAAAAGUUUGGAGACCAGAUAUAUCCUUGUAUUAUUCUGAAGAACAUAUCCAUGACCUUGGAGCCCAUCCUUUUGUUUCCAUCACUUCUCAAGGUCAUGUGACAUGGUUUCCAGGAGCUAAGUAUACAGUGCAAUGUCAUCUGCUUGUGAAAAAGUUUCCAUUUGAUGAACAAAAAUGUAGCAUGGUAGUUGGAGCAUGGCAGACGACCGACUGGAUGCAGAAGGUUAUUCCGCGUGCAAGAUCAGAGAACGAUGUUGAAGAGAUCACAGAAAACGGAGAAUGGGAGUUCAAAAGAUUUACUCACACUGUAAUCCAUAACUCUGAGUUUGAUUUAACUCAGAUUGUUUACACACUGGAAUUCCGAAGAAGGUACCAAUAUUUCAUACUGAGCACGGUUAUGCCUGUUAUUAUUCUGGCUUUGAUGAAUUCUCUGACAUUUUUAAUUCCUGUAGCAUCAGGCGAGAGAAUGGCGUACUGUUUGACUCUAUUUCUAACAUUUACUGUAUUUCUGACCUUAUUUGAUCAAACAAUGCCUCGAAAUUCCACGGAUGUUCCUUAUAUAACUGUUUUUGUUGCGUUCCAUCUGUUUCUUUGCGCGAUUUCUACUACAGUUUCUCUCAUAACAAUCAAAUUGAACACUGAACCUGAAACUAAAAUUUUGCCAACAGCUUCAUCCGAAAGUGCCGUUGAAUUCCUACCCUCUAAUGCUGAGUUUGGAAACAACAACAAUAAAUUGAUUACUAGCAACAGUAAGGAUAGACUAAAGUGUGCAUCAGCAAAAUAUUUCUGCAGAGCUGUUUUUCUUCGCAAAAUUGACUCCAUUAUGCUUAUAAUGACUUUUUUAAUUCUUGGUUUAUCUACAUUUGUUUUGAUCAUUUGUUAUUUAUCUUAG